This is a messenger RNA of Schistocerca serialis cubense, 3352 nucleotides long. RefSeq names its product protein FAM177A1. The record is from RefSeq and is a predicted model, not a curated record. The coding region runs from base 100 to 633 and encodes 177 amino acids. The transcript is spliced from 5 exons. NCBI's taxonomy places the organism in Eukaryota, Metazoa, Arthropoda, Insecta, Orthoptera, Acrididae.
UUGAAAUCGAUUUGCAAAAGUAAAUAAAGAAAACAUGGUUUUGCGACUGGUUGCUGCUUAUUUGUGUUGUGAUUUGGUAUCUGAUUUGCUACACCUGCAAUGGAGGAAACAGAGGGAACUUUCAGUGACGUUUUAAUGGAUUCACAUAAUGCACAGACAAGAGAGACCUCGAGAAGAAUACUACAUUUCAGCGAUGGAAUUUUAGAAGAAUGCACUGCAGAGGAGGUUUGUGUCGCUGAAUCUGACGGGAAAACUUUGGACACCGUUGCGGCUGUCGAUCCGUCGACGAUGUCCUGGGGACCGUGGCUGUGGCACAAGACAGUCUCUGCUGGGUCCACUACCCUGCGAGCCUGCGACUACGUGGGGGAAACACUUGCCGACUUCUUUGGAAUCACUACACCGAAGUAUCAGCUCGAGAUUGAUGAGUACAAGAGGAUGGUUCGAGAGGAAGAAGAAGAAAAGAAACGACAAGACCUGGAAAUGGGUGGAUGGUCAGGGAGUGGCUCAAAAGAUAUUCUGGAGAAGAGUGGUGACAUGCAGAUGGCAUCACUACCGCUGAAAGGUGGUGACUCUGGCAAGGGCACAGCCACACAGAGUUCUGUUGCAGGAUCAGAAGACCAGAAGAAAUAUUGAUGCUCUGUUUCAUCGAAAAUAUCCCAUAAUUUUCUGGACUGAGCAGACAUCUUGAUGGAUUUUGGCAGUACGGGCGAGGAGACUUUCUGUAACGGUAACAGCAUGGUGUGCCUUGUUGUACAGAAAAUGGAAUUUACAUUACUUGAAAACUAUGCAUUGUGCUUGUUGCCUCUGAUUAAUUUAAAAAAUAACUGUAUCUGUUUAUGGUUACUGAUCGCAUUGUUCAACUUCUUUAUGUAAAAUGUUCUUUUUUGUGUGAACCUAAUUUGUAAUGCAUGUGCUCUGAGAGGGAAAAAAUACAUAUUAAUGUCAGCUCAGUAUUUGUUUACAAAUUGACAGGAAGUAGUACAAACAUAAGAAGCGACAUGAAUUGAAGACCUGUGGAUUAGUUUGCUACCUCUUCUGUUUAGUGUAUAGCCAGAACUGAAGGUGUUAUCUUUUACAGAAAAAUAAUUAACUAAACAAAUUUUUGGUCUGUGCUAAUCUGUCAGGUAGAAUAAUGUGACAGUAGCUAACAUUGUGCUGAUAAUGAGUUUGUCAUAAAAUGCAUUACUAGGUACCUGAGACUGUAGCUGUUUCCUCUUUUCACUUUAUUGAGUUCCACAAGGGAUGAAAUGUAUUAAAAUUUUAAAAUCAAGUAAAUAAUGCCUUAUAAAGUGAAAUGAUCUACUUAAGCACACUUACACACAAUCAUUUUAAUUAUAAUUUUGAGCUCAUUUGUAUAUUAAUUCUUGAGAGCAGAAUUCGGAACUGCUGUUAUUAAGACAAUGUAGCUUUUUUCCUUUUUUUUUUUCUUUUUUCUUUUUUUAAAGGUGAUUAAGAAAUCCUUACCCUUGCAAGUGACACUUCCCGUUGUUCACUUUUUCAGCGUUGUUACAGUGGUACGUUAUUUAUAAAAAUAUAAAUUUUAUCUGUUAAUCAAUUUCUAAGUUUAUUGUAUUGAUUACAUUGUGUCUAUCUACCAGCGCUUUCUCGUUUGGUAAGUUACAGCAUCUUUGUUUUUUAUAUAUAUAUGAGUACAGAAUAAGUUAUACUCAGAAACUGCCUCCAUUAUCUUGUCUUGAAAGUUGUAUGCAUGUACAUAUUGUUCAUGCUUAUACUUCCUCACACCUAGAAAAUCAAUUACGCUGCAAGCACAUUAGUUUCCUUGUUUUAAGUUUUGUUUUCAAAUUUGUGGAAAGUGUUCAAGAAAUAAACACACAUUUCCAAGAAAUUAAUCAAUCCUGCAUAAUCAGUUUCAAAAUUCUACGAUAAUAUUCAUAUGCUUCUUUAAUUCCUUGUAUUUUUAUGUGAAAAAGAUGAGACACCAUUUUGCGGAGAAUAAAGUUGUGUAUUUUUAAUGAACCGAGAUACAUAACAACACAACUUCCACAGAAGGCGGUAUGAUUUAACAGUACAGAUGUUUCUUCUCCCCGCCGCAGAAAUCUAUUUAUUAUGAGAAAUGUUUUAGCAUCAAAGAGAAUUGUGACAUGACACAAGGUUUUCCACCCUUACAGUUACCAUUAAUUUAUUCCUAUCACUGGCCUCUUCAAAGUUAUGAAAGUGUUACAUAUUGCCUUUAUUUUUUAUUAUAUUUAUUUAUUUAUUUAUUUAUUUUCACUGUAAAGAUGGAGGGCAUAUUAUAGAAAUGAUACCUCUGUAAGGAUGUGCUCUAAACAUGGUACCCAUGUUCUCGAUGCAAAUAGUCAGUUACAUGUGAGAGUCACUCUCAAAACUCUGAUUAUCUAGUUAACCUUUUAAUUUUACAAUGCGAGGAUAGUGACAAUGCUAGUGGGAAAUGCAUUUCAAUUUGUUUAGUUUCUCACACAAAAUGAUGAUAAUCUGACCCACACCCCACGAGGUGACUGGAGACGUUUGUCACAGAAGUUGAGCCUCGUGCCUGAUGGUAGGUACUGUUUGUUGCUUAUUUGAAGCUCUCUGGAGGAAGCAGUUUGCACAUCGUACAGCUGGUGGCCUCUCUGAUGUCGUGUCUUCGACAAUUUAUUUUCUCUUGGGCUUUAAGCAUGAAGACUGUCAAGUGUCUACAGUACACUUACUGAGUCGGAUAUAAUAGAGAUCUCAUUUAAUAAAACGCACUAAUUCUGCUUAUCAGUGGCAUCAUUUCUCAAUCUAAAAAUACAAAGAAAAUUGAAUUGAUAUUGAGGAGUGGCUAAUUUACCAUGCUUUUUGUCUUGUGGUUGCAUGUUUUUGUGUGGGACUAGAAACUGCUGUUUUUGUAUUAAUAUUAGAAUUAGGUAUAGUAAAAAUUUCUAAUGUAUCACACAUAAGGAGUAUCAGUUUACUGGUACCAUCUACAGUGAGUGCUCUGAACUGUGACAGCUUUAGACAGAUCCACUAUGACAGUAAAUAGCGUGUAUUCAGUGUGGGACUCUUGUGCAGUAAAGACAAUAACUUGGAGCUCUUUCUGUAAUAAGUAGUUGAAUUUUGAUUUUGCUUUUAUUCAAUGCGAUCACAUCUUUAUUAACAAUAUUUUUGUCUAAGAAAAUACGUGCAGCUGUUCGAAUGAAUGGGAGUCCCAACAGUAUUAACCUUUCUGCAGUUGCGUAUACCUCUUGACAAAACGCUUCUGUAAAGAUACCUUAUACUGUAUGUAUAUAAGGUGAAUUGUCAAAUUUGAUGUACAUUUGACAUAUUUGUAUACAAAAAGUUGAACUGUAUUUUUUGAUGUUUGUAACAAUCAUUAUAUACAAAUAAAAUGAUGUAACUCAGUGUUUGGAAA